GGGGAGGAGGAGUUAUGGAUCUGUUUAUAAAGACUGGAACGAGGGAAUGAGAGAAAGAGAGAUUUACUACCACACGGUUGUACAUCGCAGAAGAUUUUUUGGACUAUAUUAUGCGCACAGGCACCAUGUCGGUGGCAUUCCAGAAGACUCUCAGACCUCCACUGCUUCUUUCUAUCGUCUUGCUCAUCCUUCCCUUCUUUGUGACACUAUCAACAUCAUCACCUUUUAAUGACACUGGCCUCUUUCAUGACAAUAUGGGUGACUACGAUGAUGGUGAUGAUUAUGACAUUUCUCUAUCCCCAGCAACCAAACCUGUGCCUCCUGCGGCUAAACGCUGCGACUAUGACCUCUGCAAAGACCAGCAGCCAUCCUGCCAGAAGCUUGCGGCCACCACGGGCUGCUCCUGCCCUGGGAUGAGUGGGCCUCAUGAGGUCCCAGAUCCCCCGCACCUCCGCUGGCUGUCCCAAGAAGGCUCUAACAGGGUUGUCGUGCACUGGUGUGCACCGGCUUCCACGGUGACCCAUUACCUGGUGCAGGUGGAGGGUAAGAAAGAGGGACUGGAGGCUGGCGAGAGGAGUAGACAGAUGGACCUAGGAAAGGUAGCAUCUGGAGCAGAGGUGUGUGUCUUGGCAGUGAACAAGGCUGGAGUCAGCACCAGGGAAAAGCACUCGUGUACUCGCUUUCAGUCUGAAAUCUCGGAGUCUGGACUGGCGUUGAGGCUGGGCAUCUUGGGAGGGGUGGUGGCACUGCUUGUGGUACUAGCACUAGCGUUGCUACUUUGGAGGUUCAGAGCACGAAGGAAAACUCUGGCACGGACUGAAACUGGAGGAGCAGAGGGGGUGCUCUGAGAGACAAUGAGUUCCCUUUAAUCCUGGUUAUAUUUGCAUUCUGAAGCAUACAGUUGUGUGCAAAACUUUGGAUACCUAACUUUGGAAACUUAAUUAUGACACAUUUCUGUACAAAAAUUAUAGACAACUAUUGUUUAUUUGCUGAAUUUUCUGGUAUGUUUAGAAAUCCUUUCAGGCAAUACUUUGGAACGCCAGUUGGCUGAAAUGUUUCUUGUAGCCAACUACCAGACUUUAAAUUCUUGAUGUAAAGUAUUCUUUUUCCUUUGCAGAACUCUUCAGGUUUAUAAAUCUACAUUGGUCAUCUUGCAUGCACAUCAUAUUUGAGACAUAAAGACUUUCAAUAAUGUUCAUGUCUGAAGAUUGUAAAGGCCAUUCAAGGUUGAAUUUGAGGUAUGCUUUGCGUCAUGUACUUGUUGUAAUGUCCAACCUCUUUUUAUCUUCAGUGUCUUCACUGACUAUGAGGCAUUGACUUAAAGUACUUGUAGUAGUAGUAAUAGUAGAAUCUUUUCUUCUCUUUAUCCCCACAACAUACUAUUAUGCAACACAACAAUAGAUAGAUUCACCUUCGUGCUUCAAUUGGCAUAGUCUUUUCAUCAAAUGCUGCACCCCUUUUCUCUUUGUACACACACUUUGGUUGCAGCCAAAGAAUUUUUUGUCAGUCCACAGAAUUUGAUUCUUAAAUGCCCCUAAAUUGUAAAUGAUUUUGUGCAACAACACUGCACAGUGGACAAGUGCAUCACUAUUUCAAUGUCAGCCAAGUCUUCCUGGAGGUCUUUGGCAGUGAUGUGGGGGUUUUGCUUUGCAUAUCUGACCAGUCUAAGAUCAUUUUUUCUGAGGUGUUUCUUUGUCAUCCAGAUCUUGUCAUGACUUCCACAGUUCUCCUUAACUUAAGUGUCUUAAUGGUAUUUCAGACAGUGGAAACUGCAAACAAAGGAGUGUUUAGGUAUCUUUUUAGAGCCAUUUACUGCUUUUGUAAGCGUCCACUAUCUUUAGUUUCACUUCCUUAAGCAGCAGUGUAGAUGAGCCCAGGGCUAUCGAGUGUAAUCACAACAUCUUGAGAAGUUUUAAAGGGUCACAGAAUUUAUUACAGUCUGGAAUUGUCUGCAUCUUAAAUGGGUCAAAUAUGCCUGGGACCUAAAAUAAUAACACUAAUAGAUCAACUCUAAGGGUCCACACGUCUGCACACAUCACAUUUUGUUUUCCAGUCUUUUUUUUGUUUACUUCAGCAAAUAAAUAAUAAUUGUGCAUUAAAAUUUGCAGAAAAAUGUCAUAUUUAAGUUUGUUCUAUGUAGAGGUGGUGUUAACUUCUUUUCCCUUAGAAAGACAACAGAAUGUGGAAUUUGACCAGGUUCGCAUACAACUGUAUUGUUUGGUAACUACAUGCAAAACAGUGCAAAAUCGUUGAGUUAUCAUGAUGUUUUUGAUGAAAUUAUUCAGCCUGAAAUGGAGGUCUGGAAUUCAUAACGCAUGUGAUCAAGUCUAGGACUGUGGUCACAACCCUCCUUUUGGACAUCUGUUGAUUGAAGGAUGGGGAUCAUUACUGGAGAGACUAUGUGCAAAAGCACUUUAGAUGUAUUAUUAGAGUUAGUAUUGUGUGAGCGAGAAGUGUAUGCUUUUUUAUUUUUAAACCUUUGGAUAUCUUUUGUUUUUACCAGUUUUGUCAGUAUUAGCUUUUUUAUUAUGAUCAAUUGAAUAAAUGGAUGUGACUUUUUAAACAAUAAUAUUGUAAACAAAUACAUAUUUAUAUCUUUCUGUC
Molecule: messenger RNA, 2604 nt
Organism: Colossoma macropomum (tambaqui)
Lineage: Eukaryota; Metazoa; Chordata; Actinopteri; Characiformes; Serrasalmidae
Product: leucine-rich repeat neuronal protein 4
Exons: 2
Coding region: 111-848 (245 amino acids)
Molecular function (GO): protein binding
Source: RefSeq, a predicted model, not a curated record